AUGAUAGACAGAGUAAUAAUAGGUUAUACCAAAAGUAAACUGGUCUAUGCAAUGCAAGUACGUUUCUUGCAGCAAGAUUCUUUGUCUAAACCCAAGAAAUACGAGUACCCAUUAGUUUAUGAUCCGUAUGGCUAUAGACCCCAGCCUUCAAGCAAGAUCAUGGAGAUAGCUGAGCGUAUAGCUGCAUUGUCUCCACAAAAGAGGAAAGGAAUCAGUCCUGCACUCAACGAACACCUGGGGCUUCCUAAACAGCAGAUGAUUUCGACUCAAGGGAUGAGUAUGGGAGCGAAACAAGAAGCUGGAACGGGAAAAACAGAGGAGGAGAAGGAGGAGAAGACGGUGUUUGAUGUGAAGCUGGAGAAGUUUGAUACAGCUGCAAAGAUCAAAGUGAUAAAAGAAGUGAGAGCGUUCACGAGUUCUGGUCUCAAGGAAGCGAAAGAGCUUGUGGAGAAAGUACCGGUGGUGAUUAGACAAGGUCUGACGAAGUGACGGCGUUCACGAGUUCAUAUCUUUUAAAUAA
Messenger RNA from Raphanus sativus (radish), 520 nucleotides. RefSeq lists its product as uncharacterized. The coding region runs from base 1 to 489 and encodes 162 amino acids. Gene Ontology annotation, biological process: translation. NCBI's taxonomy places the organism in Eukaryota, Viridiplantae, Streptophyta, Magnoliopsida, Brassicales, Brassicaceae. Gene Ontology annotation, molecular function: structural constituent of ribosome. The record is from RefSeq and is a predicted model, not a curated record. The transcript has a single exon. Gene Ontology annotation, cellular component: ribosome.